AUGGCAGACACGAUGCAGCGUCCGGGCCUGUCCAUCGACACCGACUUGCCUCGCCAGGGAGAAACCCGCGCGAAACCCAACGUCGCCCCCUCCGGGUUCCUCGAGCGCGCCUCGAAGAUGUUGUCGGCCCAUUUGAACGCCGCGGCGGACGACGACGACAAGAAGGACGGGUCCCCCACGUCCGAGCUCACGAGCCCCACGUGGGGCAACACCAUUAUCAAAGAACCGUUCCAGGACAUGGACAUGCUCGAAAACGGCCACGCGCGCGAGUACCUGGCCGAGGAGUGUCUGAGCCCCACGCAGUCCAAGUCGUGGACGUACUCGACCGUCGAGCGCACCAACAAGAACCAGUACAAAAUGUACUGGAACAACGACCAGUUCCUGCUGAGCGCCAAGCAGGUUGGCGGCACCUUCUACAUCUCGCAGUACGAGAAUUUCCCCGAGUCGGGCGAGGCCGACGAGCCCACGGGCCACUACUGCGCCGUGCUGCGUAAGGCCACCGAUCACAACUUCAAGCUCUACAGCUGUGGAUGUGAAGGCUGCGACCAGAGCUUCAGCACGUACACGUGCAGCAACAUCAACGAGGACGCAGCGGCCACAGCCGUGGAAGGCGCUGACCGUCAACUGCUCGCCGACAUCUCGCACUUCACCAAAGCUGCGGGCGUCGUGGGCUCCGAGAUGCGCUGCUUCUCGGUGGUCAUCCCCGCCAUCAUGGACGACAAGCGCUCGCGUGUUGUCUGGUGCCCUCGAGUGAGUCGUGGCGUGACGACUUCGGGCGGAACUCCGCGCGGAACUCCGAGCUGCCAACUCAUGACGUCGCCGUCGCCGCGCAACAAGAACCAGCACAUCUUCACCUUCGACACGCCCACGAGCGACCGCAUCAAGAUCGGCAGCAAGCUGCCGGUCUGGUGCCCCGAAGUCAACUCGCUCAUGCUGAAAUUCCACGGCGGCCGCAUCCGUGAAGCUUCGGCCAAGAACUUCAUGCUGAUGCUGGACGAAGAGCCUGUGGGAGCGCAGCUAAGCGCGGUGCCGGACCCGACGGGCAAUAACCGAGUGGUGAUGCAGUUCGGCAAGUUCUCCAAGUCCAAGUUCGCACUCGACUUCAGGUUCCCGCUGGCUCCGAUCCAGGCUUUCGCGAUUGGGCUGUCCUCCUGCGCCUGGAACGUCAAGCCAUUGGCAACAUAG
Phytophthora sojae is the source of this 1185-nucleotide messenger RNA. RefSeq lists its product as hypothetical. NCBI's taxonomy places the organism in Eukaryota, Oomycota, Peronosporomycetes, Peronosporales, Peronosporaceae. Bases 1 to 1185 code for a protein of 394 amino acids. The record is from RefSeq and is a predicted model, not a curated record. The transcript has a single exon.